GCUUCCCAACACGAGAAACUUCAACUUUUUUUUGUUUGUUUGUUUUGAUUUUUGUUGUUGAUGCUUUGACUCUGCUAAAUUAUACCAUAACAAUCACUCAGGCGUUUUUGCGAAUUAUCAGUCCGUUAAGGUGAUUUCUUUUCUGUCUGUCGAUAGUAAGUAAAGAUUGUUGAGUCUAAGCUGGCGUUUCUGUCUCGUCUUAGGUAAACAGAGUCUCGGUUUGGGAGUUUCAUACAUUCAGUUUUGUGUUAGAUUGCCACGCUUUUAUUCAGUGCGCUGCACGUUUUCAGCCAAUGACACACGAUCUGCAGCAUUUUGGUGGAGAAGAAACGAAGGAAAGCGAAACUCUAUCUAUGAAGUCUAAACACGCAGAUUAAACACAUGUACAUUAGUAGUCGUGAAUUUCACUCUUCGCUCUUGUCAUAACAUUGUUAAUAUUUACUUUUAAAUGUGAAAAGUGAAGCGUGUCUGUGAUCAGUGCGCUGAAUGAAUGCGUUGAUGGUGACAUGAGUCAAACGGAGUGAAGUUGUGAAAUUCAGCAGACUCUGGUGAUGGAGUGAGACAAUUUGAGGUUUUAUUUUAUUUUAUUAUAUAUAUAAAAAAGAAUCAUAUUUAUUUAUUUAUGUUUGCGUCUGACUCGGGAGGGGAAACUGGAAGAAACCAGUAGGCACAGAGCUCCAUACUGAAGUGUUUAAGUUAGUCUGCGGGGAAAUUUAAAAAGACCUAAAAAUACAGCGUUGGUUUCUUCCCUACAAAGAAUCAUUUGAACUUCCCACCGCAGAGAGAGAGAGCGACAUAAAUAGUUCUGACAUGUGGAUGUAAUUUCAGAAGUGAAAAAAAGGAAAAAAAAAAAAGACAGAUGCGCAGAAAUAAAGCGAGCGGGCUGAACCGGACCAUAUAGUAGAUUAUAGGAAAUUAAAUCGAGGGCAGAGCGGGCGAUUAGAGUUAUGAUUUCACAAGCAGCCAAGAGCGUCGAAGGGCCAGAUGGAGUGAAAAGACGCAUCACGCUCCACUUUGAAGAGAGUUAAGUAGAUUAAAUAAUUGCUUUCUGAGCUCCAUCAGCUGUGUGUUUGAAUGACUCUCACUCUUGGAGGUAGAGUUGCCUCAGGGUCAGGGAUGGGAUCUUCUCUGCAACUCCAUAAUCUGGACUUUCUUCUCAUCUCACUCCUCAGCAGCCUUUGCCUGGUUUAUGCAGAUGAUGUGCUGACAAAAGAGGAGCAGAUUGGCCUGUUGGUCGAAGCAAAGAGAAAAUGUGAAGAUAAUAUCAAGUCAAGGGGUAAGAUACCUGAUGGCUUUUGUUCACCAGAGUGGGAUGGCAUUGUGUGUUGGCCUGAAGGACAUCCUGGAGACCUUGUGUUCACAUUGUGUCCAGACUAUAUUCAUGACUUCAAUCACAAAGGACUGGCAUACCGUCGCUGUGACAGCAAUGGAACGUGGGAGCUCGUCUCAGUCAACAAAACAUGGGCCAAUUAUAGUGAAUGUUCAAAAUUCCUCCACAUUCACGACUAUAUCCAUGAAAAGGAGGUUUUCCACCGUUUGUACAUCAUCUAUACCGUUGGAUACUCCAUCUCUUUGGGCUCAAUUAUGGUGGCUGUUGUCAUCCUGGGAUAUUUUCGACGGUUGCACUGCACCAGAAACUACAUCCAUAUGCACUUAUUUGUGUCCUACAUGCUACGAGCUGUAAGCAUAUUUGUGAAAGAUAUAGUUCUCUACCCUGGAUCUGCUUUGGAGAACAUGGAGGGAGUCACAAUGGAGGACUUCAAGUCCAUUACUGAAGCCCCACCUGCCAGCAAAACACAGUUUAUUACCUGCAAGGUGGUGGUGACCUUGUUCAUGUACUUUCUGGCGACCAAUUACUACUGGAUUCUUGUGGAGGGCCUUUACCUGCACAGUCUCAUUUUUAUGACUUUUUUCUCAGACAAAAAGUAUCUUUGGGGAUUUACACUGAUUGGAUGGGGAGUACCAGCUGUGAUUGUGACAAUCUGGGCCACUGUGAGAGCCACGCUUGCUGACACAGAGUGUUGGGACUUAAGUGCAGGCAAUUUGAAAUGGAUAUAUCAAGUGCCUAUUCUGGUGGCGGUGGUGAUUAAUUUUAUUUUAUUUUUGAACAUCAUCAGAGUCUUGGCAACUAAGCUACUAGAAACCAAUGCUGGGAGAUGUGAUACCAGACAACAGUACAGAAAGCUCUUGAAGUCUACGCUGGUGCUGAUGCCACUGUUUGGAGUCCACUACAUUAUAUUUCAUGCCAUGCCAUACACAGAGGUCUCUGGAAUACCAUGGUUGAUACAGAUGCACUACGAGAUGCUUUUCAACUCCUUCCAGGGUUUCUUAGUUGCAAUCAUAUACUGUUUUUGCAAUGGGGAGGUACAAGCUGAGAUCAAAAAGUCAUGGAGCAGAAGAACCUUGGCCCUUGAUUUCAAGAGAAAAGCUAGAAGUGGGAGUAAUACUUACAGCUAUGGACCAAUGGUAUCACACACCAGUGUAACCAAUGUCACUGCCAGAGGACCCCUGGCCGUCCAUCUCACCACAAGGCUAGGGCCUCUGCCUGUAAACGGCCACAGGAAUCUUCCUGGUUACGUCAAGAACGGCUCGGUCUCAGAGAACUCUGUGCCUUCCUCAGGACAGGAACUUCACAUACCUGAAGAGGAGCAGUCCGCACAAACACGGCCUACUGUGGAAGAGAAACCCACUCCUGUUGUCGAGGAGGAGAGGGAGACGGUCAUGUGACCUCUAGAGCACAGCAUAUAUAGCGAACAGACAAAUUGUGAACACUCUGAAUGGUCUGAAGGAGGAAACUGCAUGAACCAAAAAUAUUGGCUCUUUUCCUCCUGUAAACUGAGCCAGCACACUGCAAACUGAGGAGGCUCGAGGGAAAAGAGUGUCUUGAUUUUUCAACUUGGCUGAGAGAUAAAGACGGCAAGUUCAUAAAGGCGGAUAGUUUUUGUCCUUGCAUCCACCAUCUGCCAAAGACAAUUUGUGAAAGCCUAAAUCAAGGUGAAGUUUCUGACUUUCACUUCACUGCCAUGACUGAUUAUAUAGCUUCCUGUUCGCUUACAAGGAAAAUGUGUAUAAAUUAAGCAUAAGAUUGAGAAGACAUCAGCCUUACUCAUUUACUGUACAUUAAAGAUGGGAAACUUUUCUCAGCAAGGUUCAAUAUGAAUAGAAAAACUCAUAAAUGCUACAAUUUGUAAAGCCUCAGUUCUACAUAUUGGCAUGGUCACAUUUGUUCUCCACUGACUCACAUCUGUGUCAAUGUAAAAGGGAAGGUACUCGGGUAAUUGAGGUCCUUUGUUAUCACACACUUAUUUUCAUACUUUUCAAGAGGUGAUUAAUCGAAUUGUGCAUCUCCAGAAUCUUCAAUGUUCAUGAAGUUUUGCCAGGUUUGUUUUUUCUUUUCAUUUUUUUUACAGCUUCAGGUUUUUUAGGCAAUAUAAAUUUCAGUCAAAUUAGAAAAAAAUAUGAAGGAUUGAAUUGAAUUUAUAAAUUCCCCAAUUUUCUGUUAAAAAACUAUGGUCACACUACAUCAUGGAGCCAAUAUGAACUUUCAUUGACAUUUCUUGGUACUUUCCUUAAACUGACAUUUUCAGGCAUUUUCAUGCUGGGUAGUUUCUGGAGUCAAGCUUUAUUACAAGGUUGAAUAAUCUUUGGGUGCUUUCUGGGGACUUGCCGAGAAACUCCAUGGACCUUACAUGUAAUGUUUUUCUUUUGAAUCUCCUCGAAUUUGCCUGUAAGUAAAUAUAAACAAUAUGUAACUUUCAUAGUAGUUACCACCAGCUUUCCACUACUUACAAGAACUGUUCUGUGUUAUAAAUUGAUGUACAAUUUAAUAAGAUUUUAAAUGAAAUUAAUGACCAUUUUUAGGAGCUUGACUGUAUUGUGAGUUGACUCAUAAUGAGUACUUUCCUGACUUCAAUGAAUUUUCACAAACUGCAACAGUGUAUGUAUAUAUUUUGGCAUUUUGGAAGAAUGUUACUUGUCACAAAUAUGUUUCUUGAAAGUUCGAUGAACGUUUUAUAAAAUCUCCAUAAGAUUUUCAGAAAACCAUCUGGUAAGUUCGAUAAAAUUUACAUUAAAUUCACCUGUGACUUCAAUAAGACUUUACAUAGUGAACAUUCCACAAAUGAUAAUAAGAAUAUCAAAGUAAGAAUAUUUCAAGUGGAAUUUGAAGUAAAGGUAGAACAUGAACAGUAAUGGUUUGAUUUGUUGUCAUAAGGUUUUGAAAGUGAAAAUUAAAUCCAUGAGAUUACAUUCCCCAAGAAUUCAAAGAGUAGUAUUUAUGCUAGAUACAACGGAUAAAGGAUUUUCACAAAAGGCCCACAAUGUGCUGCUUCAUUUUCGUUCACAUUCAAGUCGCAGUGUUUACAGUACAUUCGCAGUUCAAAAGUACAUUCGAAUUAAGAGCUGAAUGUUGUUCCAAACAUACAGUAUAUGUUUUGUAGCUGUUGUGUCAUAUAUUUGCUGAACUGUUAAAUGAAUGUCGGAAUUAUACGUUGACUUUAAACACAGGUGGUAAAUGUAUUAACAUGUGACAGAUAUUGAUGGAGUCAGUUACUGACACAUGCCACAAAACAUUAAACUCAGUAAUUAAUUUGCACGGUUGACUGUAGGGCAUAUUAUUUAAAAGGCAUGGCAUGUCCUCAAAAAUGUAACACUUCAACAUAUUUUUGUAUUUAUGCCCAGUAUUAAUUUAAAUUUACCAAAUCCUCCCAAAGAUAGUGAAAUGUCUUCAAAGAUGUUGUUUUGAACUUAGAAUCUGAAAUCCAUAAUUAUUAGAUCAGAUUUUUACCUAUAAUAUAAACUCUUGUGAUGGAUUAUUUAUACGCAUUCAGGAUGCACUACCAUUUCAGCCAUAUUUUAAACUACAAACUCAAAUUAAUUUUAUACUUUAUUUUUUUAGUUUUUCAGUACAUCUGUCAGUAAGUCUAUGAACAUAAUUGCUAAAAGAGGUUAAUGUGUUUCAGUUCCUUUUGUUCAUCUGUUCAGAGACUUCUGUACUUCAGCCAUCGUUUUCGAAGGAAACAAAAACUGCAAAGUCUUACAAAGUCUGUAACAAAGGGAAGUUACUUAAUUUUUUUACAGACGGCCUUCAUCCUAAAAUAAUGGCAAUGCACACUAGUAGCCAAUUAAAAAAAACAAACAAAAACAACUGAAAAACACACUUUUUGCGGUAUGUUUUAGAUACACAUUGUUUUUGCGGUGAGGGGGAUUACAACUUAUGUAUUUUUUACACCAAAUCUGUUAAAAUGUCUUGUGAUAAUGUCUUAGCAUAUUAAGAGAAACAUAAUUUUCUGGGAUAUUACAGAAGUAUACAUAAGCAUUGCAGAAAUUUUGAAAUUACUCCAUAUCACUUCCUUAAUCCAGAUAUCUUCCACUUUAUCAGUCACAACUACAACACAAGAUUUAGGGGAUCCAAUUCACCUGAUGCAAUGGGCCAAAAAAUAUAAGCUCCUAUAGUAAAUAUAUCUUGAACAAAAUGUGUUCAGUGAAAACAGUUUGAUUAUUGUUUAAAUGCCUUAUGUAAUAAGGUCAGCCAGAAUCCGAGUACUUUUAGAAAGAAAUGCUUGCAAUUUUUAUAGUAGCACUUUAUUUUCCCUGUUAUUAUUUUUUUUUUACAAUUCUGUUCUGAUUUUUUUUUCAUACAAAGAUUGUGUUUCAGAAUUUAAAGGUGAAUUUUCAUAGAGCUAAUGUUAUAAGUGUUUAUAUACCUCCUCUGGAAGUAAAAAGUGUGUUUUGUCAUUUAUUUAUGUGCAAAUGUAUUCAGUGGAAGUGGUAUUUAGUCUCAAAGCCUUGUGUAAAACUGUAGUAUAUAUAUUGGCAGUAUUUGGUUGAAUACAUCUCUUCGGUACUCUGUAAUUAAGGCAUUUGUAGAUGUCAGUGUAAAUAUUCUAAACAAUGGUUUCUCUCUUAUGUUCAUCAGUAAAUUGUAAGACAAUAAAUCUGUAAUUUCAUUAUUUU
Molecule: messenger RNA, 5955 nt
Organism: Poeciliopsis prolifica (blackstripe livebearer)
Lineage: Eukaryota; Metazoa; Chordata; Actinopteri; Cyprinodontiformes; Poeciliidae
Gene: pth1r
Product: parathyroid hormone 1 receptor
Exons: 13
Coding region: 1075-2727 (550 amino acids)
Biological process (GO): cell surface receptor signaling pathway; adenylate cyclase-activating G protein-coupled receptor signaling pathway; intracellular calcium ion homeostasis
Cellular component (GO): plasma membrane
Molecular function (GO): G protein-coupled peptide receptor activity; peptide hormone binding; parathyroid hormone receptor activity
Source: RefSeq, a predicted model, not a curated record